Molecule: messenger RNA, 1779 nt
Organism: Bursaphelenchus okinawaensis
Lineage: Eukaryota; Metazoa; Nematoda; Chromadorea; Rhabditida; Aphelenchoididae
Source: the annotation of a GenBank genome assembly
AUGUCAUGGUUUUAUGAUGAAGAACGAGAAAGGUAAGUCAACGUUUUUGAUGUUGCUGCGGACGUGGUUUCUGCGGGCGCAACUCGGAAAUUUGAAAUUUUUGAUUUUUUUCGUUUUCAAAGGGAAAAUUGUUGUUUGAUAGAUAAUAUCGAGAGUUUUUUGGUGUUUUUAGAUGAUUUUGAUCUGAAUUUGUUCUGUAAAUAAUAGUUUAGAUAUUCUAUUACCUUUUUGUAACGAUUGUCUCAACUUUUACCCAAUUUCAGGAUAGCAGCGGACCCCACAAAGGCGUUGAACAUAAAAUAUGUCCCAUCAACACGGUUCUGGUUUGAAGAAGGACUUCCCCACUAUCAAAUUAUCCAGUUAUUUGUGGCUUAUUGGCACUACACCAUACUCAUCUCUUUUUUGUACAUUUUAACCGUUUUUGGAAUCCAAAAAAGCAUGGCAAGAAGGAAACCGAUGAACUUGAAGUGGUCGUUGUUCGCUUGGAAUGGUUCACUCGCUGUUUUUAGCAUUUUUGGGUAGGUGUUUUGAUUUUUAUGUUUUUGAUGUUUAGGUUGAGGUAUUUUGUGUAUAAAGAAAAGAAAAAGAUGCAGAAGGGCUGUGAUAUCUGUAAUAUUUUAUAUUAUAGUAGGUGGGGAUGGGGAAGUUGACGUUUUGGGUUUGUUUUGUUGGUUAAGGUGUUGUUUUUUGGUUUUUAGGUUUGAAAUAAUGCUGUGUAAGCUUAUGAAUGUUAAGUUUUGGUAAUAUCAUCUAGAAGAAUGUUUAAAAUUUAGGUUUUUAGUAAAUUUUCAAUAAAAUUUUUCGUUUUUAAUCUAAAACAUAUUUUUUAAUGUAAAAAACUUUACUGACAAUAACUUCUUUUGCAGAGCAAUUCGAACCUUGGAAGAGGUAUUCAACACAGUGUAUUACCAUGGUUUAUAUAAAGGAUUGUGUUAUGGUUACGAGCCGAGUUCUAUGGCAGCACAUUGGUACCUAUUCUUUGCGGUUUCCAAGUUUGUUGAGCUUGGAGAUACGGUGUUUUUGGCAUUGAGAAAGAAGCCAUUGACAUUUCUACAUUGUUAUCAUCAUUGUACAGUCAUGGUCUACACAUUUCACGCUGGAUCAGAAGUUAUGGGCAUGGGACGGUGGUUCAUGGGGAUGAAUUUCAUCGCUCAUAGGUCUGUUUGGGGGUAGAUUUGAUAUUAGUAGUACUGCUUUUGUUAUUUUUUGGUACUGGUGCAAUUUUUGGGUGUAAGUGGUACUAGUAGUACUAUUUUUUAAAUGUUUAGCUAUUUUUUAUAUUGUUCAUGACAAAAUGACAUCUUUUCAGUUUCAUGUACACCUACUAUGCCAUAAUGAGUGUUGGAAUAAGACUUCCGAGAGGGCUGGCUAAGUUUGUCACCCUAGUACAACUUCUUCAGAUGUUUGUCGGCUUAGCUGUGUCAUUGUCGGCUAACGUCGUCAAACAUGUUUUGUGAGUUUUUUCUAUUGAUUUUUUAAUUUUAGGUAACAUUUUUUGAAUUUUAAGCUAAUUGUUACCUAAAUAUUUGCCUUUCAAAAAAUUUAUUUUAGGUAACAAUUUUUGGAUUUUUAGGUAAUACUUUGGCUAAAAAUAGUUAAUUAGGUAUCAAAAAGUUUUUUAUUGGCUAUUUUUAUUGAUAAUAAUGCAAUUCCAGACACAUGCCCUGCCAACAAUCUCUACAGAACCUGUACCUGUCAUAUGCCAUCUAUGCCUCAUACGCUGUACUGUUUCUCCAAUUCUUCUACCAAAGAUAUUCUAAUAAAUCUAAAAGGGAAUAA